Molecule: messenger RNA, 1755 nt
Organism: Priapulus caudatus
Lineage: Eukaryota; Metazoa; Priapulida; Priapulimorpha; Priapulimorphida; Priapulidae
Product: low-density lipoprotein receptor-related protein 12-like
Exons: 7
Coding region: 1-1755 (584 amino acids)
Molecular function (GO): protein binding
Source: RefSeq, a predicted model, not a curated record
AUGACAAAUUUUGAUGACUUUGACAUCCGUGGAAGCAACGCACAUUCAGACUACUUUUCCAAGUGCACUUCUGACUACGUGCAGUUGGGUCCGAGCCACAAGCAAGGCAUGACGAACAAGUACCGCUACUGCAACUCUUUGGGAGAUGGUGACACCUACCUACCGAUGCCGUUUCAGUCCUUCAGAAAUCAGAUGUGGGUGAAGUUCAAGAGCAGGCACUCGGGUGGCCGGGGCUUCCAGCUUACAUACAUGGUCGGCCAAGCACGCAGCAUGGGAUGCCCUAACAACUACCACUGUGACAACAGGAAGUGCAUACUUGCUGAGUGGAAAUGUGAUGGACAGGACCAGUGUGGUGACAACUCCGAUGAAAUAAAUUGCAAGUGUAGUGCUGGAAAAAAGCAAUGUGGAAAUGAGGAGGAAGACUGCUAUAGUGCUCAAACGCAGACAUGCGACGGGACGUUGCAUUGCUUAAAUGGCAGAGAUGAGCGUGGGUGUGGCGUGUGCCCUUCCGACAUGAUCCGCUGCAGUAAGGUUCAAGGCUGCUACAAUCCUGAGGACCGCUGUAACGGCGUGCCGCACUGCGCUGACAAAUCAGAUGAGGCCAACUGCUCGGCUCACGUGUGCUCGCCAGAGCGAGGGCUGUUCAUGUGCAGGAAUGCGCGCUGCAUCCAGCGCAGCUGGACGUGUGACGGCAUGGCUGACUGCGGUGGCGACGACACCAGUGAUGAAGACAGCUGUUCCGUUGGCGUGAAAAACAGUGUGAUUGUGGCAGCUAUCAUUGGGUCCCUGAUCUGUAGCCUGCUGCUGGUCACAUCUGUUGCCUGCACUUGCAGGCUGUAUAGUGACCGAGAAGGAGGUAGUCUGCGUUUGCCAAGACAUCUGCAGCAUGUGAGGUUAGAGGAGAGAGUAUCUGCGAGGGACCUGCCUCCACCGUACAGCAUGGCUGUCGGCGAGGUGUACCAGGCGCCCUUCGACGACAACCGAUGCUCCAUGCUCGACCACUUCCGCUGGUCGGUGAUGGGGCGGCGAGGCCGCGCGCGAUCCUCUCCCCACUCGAGCCGAUCCGCCUGCUGGUCGGCGCGCCUGCCACCGCAGCCUCGCGCCGCCACGGCGCAUCUCUCGCCGGCCGACGCUCACGUCGAGGCGUUUCUGCUCACGCCGAGCGGCGGCGCGUCGGAGACAGUCGAGCCGGGCGGCGGCGCGGUGGACGUGCACGCCGAGACGGCGGCGCGGCACGCGAGCGCGCGGCGCCACCGGAAGCGGCACCGGCGCGCGGUGGCGCGCGGCGGUAGCACGUCGACGGCUGCCGACGACCGGCCGAGCGGCAACAACGAUGGCGACACGCGUGUCGCCGCGGCGACGUUGUCAUCGGCGGGCGUCGCGGAGGACCUGCGUGAGCUGCUGAGCGAGUCGGAGGCACUGGCCGCGCUGCGCCGCUCCGUGCUGCGCGCCGAGCUUCACUGUGAUACGUCGCCGUCACUGCCGCCGCGGGCUAGCAGGGGGCGCCACGCGGCGGCCGCACGCCCGGACGCGACGUCCGAGUGCCGUAGCGCGUUUUCGACGGGAGGCAGCCAUAGUCGUGGUCGCACGGACGCGGCCGAUGAUUGCACGUGGCUCGAUCAGCGGCAGCGUGGCGGCGUGACGGAUAGGCAGGCGGAGGUGAGAGCUGUCAGCGAUCCACACAUACACACUGGCGGCAGCCGCCCAGUGACAGGUAGCACUUCCAGCGACGAUGUUCAAUUGUUAGAAUCAUAA